Molecule: messenger RNA, 414 nt
Organism: Knipowitschia caucasica
Lineage: Eukaryota; Metazoa; Chordata; Actinopteri; Gobiiformes; Gobiidae
Source: the annotation of a GenBank genome assembly
AUGCUGGGGACAGUGUUUUUCUCCUUACUGCUGACUUGUGCAUGUGCCAAAGAUAAUGUCCCCCCUCGUCUGAACGACACUAAAGCUGUGGAGGCCUUCGUCGACUCUGCAGAAGUGGUGCUGGUCGGGUUCUUAGAGUGGGUGGGGGUGGGGGGGGGGGGGGGGGGGGGGGGGGGGGGGUGGGGGUGGGGGGGGGGGGGGGGGGGGGGGGGGGGGGGGGGGGGGGGGGGGGGGGGGGGGGGGGGUGGGGGGGGGGGGGGGGGGGGGGGGGGGGGGGGGGGGGGGGGGGGGGGGGGGGGGGGGGGGGGGGGGGGGGGGGGGGGGGGGGGGGGGGGGGGGGUCCUCGGGACGCUCGGCAGCAACCAGAUCAGAGAGAGCCGCAAAGUGGUCGAACGGAGACAUUCAGCGGUCUAA